AUCAUGUGCAGCUCUUUCCUUAUUGCAUUCAGCGCAUGGUUUCACCUUCAGGUUCUUGUUUGUCUGGGUGCCCUCUCUAAAAUGUUGUUACCUUAAGCGGACGAGGUGCUCAGUGUUGUCUGCUUAUGAAACGCACACGUAUCCAUUGACAACUCAGUCUUUUUUGAGGCAUCAGAAGGAGGACCUUUCAACUGAAAAUGAAGAGAGAAAACUCACUUGGCAGAACUGUAUGAUUGAAAACGCUGUCCGGCUAUCUGCUAUUGGACAAGUUUUGGUCCUUCUGCCCUGUCUGACUGAUGUUGUGGCAGUAGUACAGAUGGACCGCAACAGAGAAGCAGAAAUGGAGUUACGAAGAUCCUCCAGUCCUGGCAAGAUGAACAAGAGUGAUGUUGAUGGAGACAAGGUCAUGUGCCACAGCUGCUGCAUCUGUGGCAAAAGCUUUCCUUUUCAAAGCUCCCUGUCCCAACAUAUGAGGAAGCACACAGGAGAGAAGCCCUAUAAAUGUCCUUACUGUGACCACAGAGCCUCCCAAAAGGGCAACUUGAAGAUACACAUUCGGAGUCACAGAACAGGCACUUUAAGUCAGGGGCACGAGGUAGAGAUGGGAGAGGCCCAGCUCGGAGAGAUGGGAGUCUCGGAAGGCCUUGAUGGGUGCACCAGCCCCACCAAAAGUACAUCUGCUUGCAACAAGAUUGUGAAUGGUGCAACCCAGACAGACAAUGGCAAGAUCUUGUUGAGAAGCAGUAAGAAGGAGGUGGCAGAUUCAACACCAGCAGAAGAUGGUAAACUACCUAUUUACCAGUGCACCUUCUGCAAAAACAAGUUUGAGAGAAAGAAAGAUCUUGAACAGCACAUACACCAAGUCCAUAAGCCAUUCAAAUGUAGGCUCUGUAACUACAUGACAUUAAGAGAAGAGACACUGUUAAACCACAUAGAGAAAGACCAUAUUAUAGCUCAGGUUCCAAAUGGGGAAGCUUACACUGAGAACUGCAAGAGUGAACUGAGUGCUGGUGAGUUCCCUUGUGAAGUCUGUGGUCAGGCUUUUAGUCAAACCUGGUUUCUCAAAGCUCACAUGAAAAAACAUAGGGGUUCAUUUGAUCAUGGAUGCCAUAUUUGUGGCAGAAGAUUUAAAGAACCCUGGUUUCUCAAAAACCAUAUGAAAGCUCAUGGCCCAAAGACAGGGAGCAAGAACAAACCAAAAAAUGAUUUGGAGCUUAUAGCCACUAUUAAUGAUGUGAUUCAGGAGGAAACUAUUGUGACUGGCUUGUCUCUGUACGAAGUUUGCACCAAGUGCGGGAAUCUGUUUACAAAUAUGGAAAGCCUAAAAGCACACAAUGCUGUUCACUACAAAGCUCAAAGAAGCAGCAUUGAGGACAAAGCUGAGAGUUUAAUUGAUGGGAACCUAGAUCCAUCUGUAACAAAGCAGUUUUUCUUACAGUGCCUGAAUCUGAGGCCGUCUGUAGGAACAGAUAGAGUUACAAGAGGGCAGCUUGGAAAAAGGGUAGCUGAGCUGGAUCCAGUCAAUAGCUACCAGGCUUGGCAUUUGGCCACCAAAGGAAAAGUAGCUGAGCCUUCUGAGUACAUAAAGUAUGUGGGGUGGGAUGAAGUCCUAGCUGAUGCUGAUGUAACUUAUGACAAAGAUAAAAGAGAAUACAUUCUUGUUAAUCAGGAAAAGCGCAAGCGAGAUCAGGAUUCACCUAGCUCAUCUAGCAACCCCAAGAAAAAAAGCUGUGCUAGUGGACGUUUGGAGAAAAACAGUGGUGUGCAAUCAGGUGAAAACUGUAUCAUUUCCCCGGGGGACCUGGACUACAAACCCUCCUCAAAGCAAAGCAGGAGAGCAUCCCAAAACAAGUCCACCGAGUGCUUUGAAUGUGGCAAGAUUUUCCGCACCUACCACCAAAUGGUGCUCCAUUCACGGGUGCACAGGAAAGAACGCAGGAGCUGCAGUGAGAGUGGGAUGGCUACUCAGCCAGACCGAUAUGGGUCCAGCAGUGAGGAGGGGGACUCUGGUUCUGUCACUGGGCCGAGCACUCCAGGUUCAGCUUCAGCCCCAGAAGAUUCAGUGACCUCUGGAAUGGGUGAGGAGGGUGCUGAGGACAGCUCUGAGGAGGGACUACCUGAACCAUCAUUGGGUGGAAAGUCGUACCACUGCAAUCUUUCUCAAGGACAGACACCGAUGAUGACAUCUCAGGUGGACGAGGUUCCUCAACUUGGAAGCUACAAUGCCAGAGAAAGUGAUGCCAAUGAAUCUAAAGCAGAGAUACCAGCUUUGAUAUCUGCACUGGAAAACAAGAUCAAAGAGCCCUUUCCAGAAUACGAAGAUCAGAGAUGUUCUCCAGGCUUAAAGAUGCCAGCAUUUCGACAAAGCCAAGAGCCUCCUUGCUCCAGCAGCAUUGCUGACCUUGCUUCCGGCAGGGGCCAAACACCUUCAGACAUGGUAACAGAUUUGAAAACCUCAGUGGAAAUGCAGGCUAGUCACUCUAAAGAAAACUUGCCAUGUAGAGAGCACCCCAUGGUAGAAAAAGGUGCAGAGGCCCAAGAAAUGGUUCUGCUAGAUUUGAGUGAGAAAUCAACAAGGGAUGAUUUAUGCAAUAAGGGUUUUACCUCAUCCUUGCAGGCUGCUUUGAUUGUCCAUCCGUGUCCUUUCUGCAAUCACAAGACCUAUUACCCUGAAGUCCUGUGGAUGCACAAAAGAAUUUUGCACAAAGUCAGCUGUAACUCAAUGGUUCCUCCAUGGGUUCAACAAAAUGGAUUCAAGAGUAUUAAGAACAACAUGGUUUUCCUGGCAAGAAAUGGACGCACUGGCCCUCCUCCUGUCCUUGGGGGUAAAGAAUGCCACCCUUUGCCCAUUGCCAGAUUUACACGCACUCAAGUGCCAAGUGCGUUGCCAGGAUCCAAAAGCAAUUCUUUCCCUGUUGGGAUGUCUACUAAGCCUGGGAAUAUGCACCAGUCUAAGGACAGCCAUUCAUUUGGCCACUGUGGUCCACGGUCAUCAGGUCUCGAUGGGUACAGGCUGGCCAAAUUGAACAAUACCCAAGAGCAGUACAGCAUAGCAGCACAACAGUCUCAGUUAAAGAGUAAAUAUGACGUAAACUCCAAACUUAUGCAAGCAGGAAGCUUUAACAGAAGCCUAACGCCUACCCAAACAGUCAUAUAUAGACCCAACACCCAGCCUGCAAACAGUAAACAAGUGGAAAAGUAUGUGGUUCCCCAAGGAAAUGCUGGUUUUACUUCUUCAGGUAAGCACUGUGCAUCUGACUCCUUGAAGGCCAAAUUCAACCCCCCAUCUCAGUAUCACCCUCUGUGUAAAACUGAGCAGUACAGUAAACAUGAAGAGCCAUCGGUGCCUCAGCAGGAAUCUCAUACAAAGGCUGGGAAUGAGAUGAGGACAUUGGCAAACUGCACAACAGGAGCAAGAGCAAGUCCACUAAUGCACUCUCAGCUUAGUGCAGCAGGAGCUUCUCCAGGUUUACACUCCAACAAACAAGAAUCAGCAUCAGAUGAUCAUGAAAAACGUUUGGACAUUUUAAAUAUCUUUAAGACGUACAUUCCAAAGGACCUUGCUUCAUUGUACCAAACCUGGGGUGCCAACAGCCCUGCGCUGGAUCAUGCAGGGGAGAGACCAUUCCAAUGCAGAUAUUGUCCAUACGGUGCCUCUCAGAAAGGGAACCUAAAGACACAUGUACAGUGUGUGCACCGGGUACCCUUUGACAACAACCAGUACCCCGAUCGGCGGUUCCGACAACCUCAGAACACUGAUGCGAACAACCCUAUGGAAGAACAGCUGGAGAACUUCUCUGCAAGCCAUCAAGUCUCUGGAGCCACCAUGCUAGAAUGAAAACAGUGCUCUGUGCUCUGCUAGAAGGGGGAUGCCUCUGCACUGUUAAUCAUUUUAAAAUAAAUGAAGAUGCUACACAAGAUAUAUAUAAAUUGACGUACUAAUCAGUCCCAUGGUUCCUUAUUUCCUUUAUAAUAAACAGUGGAGUUGGCAAGCACUGUGGCAGUGCAAGGCAUCUAUAUUAAUCAAGAUAAGUUUGAGACACUGGAAAAAUUAAACUUUGUGAUUUGGACAGCGUGAAGAAGUUAAGCACUGUAACAAAAACUUCCCUGAUGCUCACAAUGACUAUUUGAAACAUUUGAAAAACAGCAAUGGAUUUGGGGGCUGAAGAAGUAUUAAUUAAUGAAACUGCCACUGGCUGUCAUGCUGAAAAGAAAAUUAAAAAAAAAAGGAAAGGUGAUGGGGAGAAAGAGGUGGCAUUCGGUGCUAUGGAAAGAUAUGCUUGAUGAAGGACUAAAGAGACUAAAGAGAAGACCAUCAUUCUGCAAUGGUUUGUUUCAUUACAGUUUGGGGACCACUUGUAUUUCUAGUGCUCUUGUUCUUGACUGCGCACCAUUAAUAGUAUGUGAAUAUGGAAAUUGAAACACUUCCGCAGAAAUGCUUAUAUUCUGCUUUGGAAAAGAAAAGCUAGUUGAACACUAAAAAAAACCAGGCUUUUGUGUUUUACUCUCAGGACCUUUUUUGUAACAGGGCUAUUUUCUUCAACCUGAUCACAAAGGAAGUCUUCACAUUUUUAACAAUUGUUAAGCUGUUUAAAGCCUCUGAUCUGUAUGUUUAGCAGUCGCUGAACAAGUUGGGACAGACCUAGCCUGUUAGGGAAACUCAUGCUCCUGUAUUUUUGUUCAGCAAGCCAGUUACCCUUCCUUUCUGGGCCUGGUGACAUUUUGAAAAGAUGAAUAACUUCUUUUGUGGUGGCAGGUUAAUAUUCAUAUGUGUCAUGUCUUGUACUUGGUGAUCACUGGUGGUGUUAGGAAAAAAAAAAGCUUUAUAUACCUCUUCUACAGUAACUCUUUUAAAUGCAAGUUUUUGAGGUGGGGGUUGUGGCACAUAACAGGUUGUUAAACCAUGCAGUGUAAGCAAUUAAAAAUGUAUUCCACAGAUAUAAAUAUUUUCUUUUCUUAUUGCUGUGACACUAUGUGUGAUGGUAAUAUUUCUGAGAGUUUCAGAUUUUGCACAUAUAAUUUUAUGCAUUAUCAAAAGUUACUGCUGCCUUGAAAGAAAAUGUUCUGUGAAAUUUUUUGAAAAAGCUUUACUAGGGUUUUUUUUUAAUUGUAACAUUUUGUAAAGGCAGGAAACAGAUAAAAAAAAAAACUAGCAUGCUAAAUAUAUUUUUCAAAAAAGCAAUAAUUUUACAUGUACAGAAAUGAUGUUAACCUUUAAUACUGGUGAGAGCAACAGUUUACUUAAUACAAUAAUGGUAUAGUUCUGUUUUUUUGUAGCAAUGGGCUUCUGACAAAUUUGUGGGUAUUUUUUAGAAAAAAAACAAAGCGUGAUUUUUCUGUUCUAACAAUUUGGGGGGGUUGUCUUUUUUUUUUUAAACCUAGUCAGUAAUUGGUUCUGAAUAUUACUUGUUAAAUAACUUAACAGUUUUAUUAUGUUGCAACACUUGCAGCAAUGCAAAUGUAAUUUUCUUAUGUAAUUGUGGUUUUUUUUUACUAAUUUUUUUCCUCAUACUCUUACACCAGAUGUAUACCAGAAUUCUCUGUAGUCCUGGUGUAGUUAGGAAUGUCUGUGUAAAUACUUAUAAGUGACUGUAAUUGAUUGUUUUGUGAAGUUAUUUUGAGGGAAGUCACAUAGACACAUUCCACUGUACACCAAAAGAAAAAAAGAAAAAAAUCAAAUAUUUUGCUGUGUUGAUUAACGAUUGAUUAUGAUUUGGGUUUGCACUAGCAUUGACGUUUUUUUCUUUCUCCGAGUCAUAUUUUUGUUGGAUGAAAGUAACAGUGACAGUUCAGGAAUGCACAAAAGCUAGUUACUUAAUAGUUGCUUAGUUUAUUUGUUUGUGUUUUAGUUAUUAAAAACUCUUCUGUACCCAAAAUGGCACAAAAGCGUAGUGUACAUUUGUAACUCCUUAUUUUAUUUUAUUUAUUUAUUUUUUGCAGGCUGAUACAGGAAAUCCUAGUAAAUAUGUAGAACCAAAAGCUUUCUGGAAAGUUUCUUCCAGAAUAUCUUGCAGAGGAGAGGAUAGUGCUGUCACUGCCAUUACCAGGGUACUAAUCAGCAGUUUACAAUCAUAAUUUAGUGACAUGAAGAACAACAGUUGGAGAAAUCAGUUAAAAUAAUUAUAUGCUGUAUAUAGCACAGAAAUGAGAUUUUCACGUAAUUAAACAAGAAAUGGGAGUGGGUGGGGAAAACCAAUCUUAAAGCCUAGAUGUUUUUAGAUAUGAAUCUUCAGCUUUCUUUUUUUCUUCUUUCUCAUCAUGUAGUAUUGAUUUGUUAUUUCACUUAGACUAUAGUAUUUAAAAUGAUAUGUGUUCCUUAUUUAUUUAGUCAAUGAGCUUUGAUCAGCAUUUUAAACAGUAUGAUAAUAUUUUUAGCAUGACACAGACACUCCUGUAAGCCAUUUUAUGACUGUUACAGGGACUUUCUACUACCUCUACCAAUCUGUUUCCUCUCCUUAACAGGUUUUUACAGUAUUGCAGUCUAAUGUAACAUAGACAAUAAAGGGUUUGAUUAUCCACACUGCAGAUUCUCAGUG
Molecule: messenger RNA, 6536 nt
Organism: Alligator mississippiensis (American alligator)
Lineage: Eukaryota; Metazoa; Chordata; Crocodylia; Alligatoridae
Gene: ZNF516
Product: zinc finger protein 516
Exons: 4
Coding region: 230-3838 (1202 amino acids)
Biological process (GO): regulation of DNA-templated transcription
Cellular component (GO): nucleus
Molecular function (GO): DNA-binding transcription factor activity, RNA polymerase II-specific; RNA polymerase II cis-regulatory region sequence-specific DNA binding
Source: RefSeq, a predicted model, not a curated record